UUGCUGUCCAACUCUUUAUUAAACAACAGCAAGUUGUGCAAUAACACCGAACAGUUUUACAUGCGCUUUCAAAAGUUUUGAAAAGUUGAAAUGAAGUUCUAAAAACGCCUUUUAAUCUUUACAGGUGGGCUUUAGGGUGGAAAAAAAUAAAAAGACCACCACAAAUGUGAGUUGUUGUUUUUUUAAAAGCUCACUCACAAAUCAGAAAGUGGCAAAAGAAUUAAUUCCACUUGAACAAUAAAGCAUAAAGUGGACGUGCUGUGACAGUUAAUAGUUCCGACGCGUGGGCGAUUGACGUCAGCUGUAAUUGCCGUCAUCGAGGAACGAUCUUCUCAUUCAUUGCUCCUAACAUUUAUCGCCGCUCGCCCUCGCGCCCCUCUGUUGAUCUCGUCGUUUCCUCGAUGGGAUCUCUGGAGGGAGGCGCUAACAUGGAAACAGAGGAGCGAGGAGGUUGGAAAUAAAGGAAUUUUCCAGAUUCCCAGUCGUCUCGAACGCAUCAUGAGAGCAGUCCACUCCAAGCGCCAGUGUUGUUCUUGCGCCUGCGCAGUGAGCAUCCCGGGGAUGGGUCUCGUCGAACGAAUCAAGAUGGCGACUCUGGCAAAAGCGCCAGCGCACUUAGCGAAGUAGAUGAGCCGAAUUGGCCACUUGAGCGGCUUUCGUGGCGCCCCAGCGGGGCUCUGGUGAAGCAUGACGCUUUGGAGACGGGAUUGAGCGAGACUGAGGAGCGCUAACGACGAUGUGCGAGAGCUAUGGCCGCUCGCUGCUGCGUGUGUCGGUGGCGCAGAUCUGCCAGGCUCUGGGCUGGGACGCCGUUCAGCUAACCGCCUGCGACCUUCUGGCCGAUGUGCUGCAGCGGUACAUCCAGCAGAUGGGCCGAGUCUGCCAUCGCUACUCGGAGCUGUAUGGGAGGACGGAUCCUGUGCUGGACGACGUGAGUCAGGCUUUCAGGCUGCUGGGGGUGAGUCUGAGCGAACUGGACGACUAUGUCAACAACCUGGAACCCGUGGCCUUCCCCCAACAGUUGCCCUCCUUCCCCGUCAGCAAGAACAAUGUCCUGCAGUUCCCUCAGCCCGGCGCGCUCUUCGCCGAAGAGCGGAAAGACUAUAUUCCAGAUUACAUGCCGCCAAUGGUCUCUUUACAAGAAGAGGAGGAAGAAGUCCUUCCUGACACGGGCACCUCAGCCGAAGCUAUGCAGGUGGCCAUGGAGGAGGACGAGGAGGACUUCGACGACGACGAGACGGUCAACGACGAGAACCACCCGCUCAAGAGGCCCCUGGACAGUCCCGACGAGGCCCUGGGCAUGAUGCCUACAUCCAAGCGGCCGCGGAUGCUCCCCGGCCUCAGCCCAGAGUGGGGCCCGGAGCCCCGGGAGCCCCUCACCUCCCUCAACCCUCAGCGCGUGCCUCCUCCGGGCAUGCUGCCCCCUCACGAUACCCUCGACCCGCUGUCGCCCGAAACCCCGCCGGGAGCCCCGGCGUCCUUCAGACCUCAGCCUUCCAUAUCAAAAUACCCCGAUCCAAAGACCCUCAGCACACCUACAAGAAAGCCGAAAGUCUCUUCGCCUGGGAGACAAAGAACUAAGUCCCCGAAAGUGCUCAUUCCUGCCUCAGGGGGUGGCAGUCCCAUUCAUUCUCCCCCUAAAACUUCCAAGGAGAGGAAGAAAUCACCAGGCAGGACAAAGAGUCCGAAAAGUCCCAAGAGCCCGAAGGCGGUGGCGGCCAAACCUCCCCAGCCGCCGACUAAGACGGACGCCGUUCACAAGCUGCCCUUGUCCGUGCUCAGCGAGCGCAUGGGCAAGGAGAACAUCCACGUGCGGCACAACGUGGACGACAAGGAGCCCGACCGGGGCCCCUUCCUCAAAGCCGAGCCCGGCAACGGCGCCAUCGAGGACUCCAUCAGCGCCGUGAUCGCCAAGGCGCGUUCCGAGCGGGAGCCCGACCCCUUCGCCUUCUCCUCGGGCUCCGACUCGGACAGCAACGGCUUCUCCAGUCCCAGGAGGCUGACCAUCAUGGAGCCGGCCACGCCCAAAGCCCCGCCCGGCGCCGGCCUCUCCGCGUCCGCGCCGCUCCACCUGCAGCUGGGCCCGGGAAAGUGGACCUUGGACGACUCCAUCAACGAGGUGAUCCGGAAGGUCCACCGAGGCGGGCCCUCGGCUCAGCCGCCCGACCGUGAGGAGUACGUGUCGUCCGGGUCGGCUUCGCCUCCGACGCCCGAACCGCUGCUGAAGAUUUUCGAGGAGAAGUCCAAGUUGUCGGCGCUGGACGUGAAGAAGAAGCUGAAAAAGGAGCUGAAGACCAAGCUGAAGAAAAAGGAGAAGCCCAAAGACAAGGAGCGGGAUAAGGACAAGAACAAACUGAAGGACAAGAACAAGGAGAAGAACAAGAACAAGGACUUGUCCAAGGACGGGAAGAUUCUCUGGAAGGAGUUUGGCAUGAAGGAGGACGAGCUCGUGGGCCAGCGGGACUUUGCGCUACCGGAGGGCUCCGUCAAGAGCAAAACCAGGGACGGAGACGGCAGCACCAAGAAAGACAAGGACAAGCACAAAGACAAGAAGAAGGACAAGGAAAAAGGCAAGAAGGACAAGGAGAAGAAAGACAAGGGCAAAGACAAGAGCAAGGACAACAGGCAGAAGCAAGCCGCCCUGGCGCCCAUGGCCCUGGGGGAGGUGCCCGCCCUGUUCGGCCCCUCUUCCUGCCAGCGUCCGCCCCCUUUGCUGCCCGUCCUCCAGGACGGCAAGAGCAAGGACAAGAAGAAGGACAAGAAGGAGAAGAAGAAAAAGAAGGAGAAGGAGCGAGAGAAGGCCAAGGAAAAGGAGCGCGAAAAGGAGGAGAAGAGGAAAGAGAAGGAGCGGGAGAAGGAAAAACGGGAGAAGGAAAAGGAAAAAGAGAAGGAGAGACUGAGAUUGGAGAAGGUGAAGGCGGACGCGCCGGUGGUCGCGCCCUCUCCGGUCAUUCCCAGGCUGACGCUCCGAGUGGGAGGCCAGGACAAAAUCGUAAUCAGCAAGGUGGUUCCGAACUCUGAAGUAAAACCUCCGGCCCCCAAGAUCCCCGCCGCCAAGUCGACCCCCGCGAUUCGUCCCCGGUCGCCCCCGCCGCCUCCCGUCCUGUUGCCGCCCCUCCCGUGCGUGACCGGCCCCCCCUCGCCGCUGCCCCCGCCUCCCGCGCUGUCGUCGUCGUCGUCGCUGCUGCUGUCGUCUCCGGGCCCUCUGAUGUCCCCCGCCGCCUCCCUCAAGACGCCCGUACGCAGCGUGGUCACCGAGACGGUCAGCACAUACGUGAUUCGAGACGAAUGGGGAAACCAGAUCUGGAUCUGUCCUGGAUGCGACAAGCCGGACGACGGCAGCCCCAUGAUUGGUUGCGACGACUGUGACGACUGGUAUCACUGGCUUUGCGUGGGAAUCCUGACGGCGCCCCCCGCAGACCAGCAGUGGUUUUGUGUCAAAUGUUCCAGCAAGAAGAAGGACAAAAAACACAAGAAGAAGAAACACAAACCGCAUUAAGUCUAUGCAAAAAGCACAUUUUUGUUUUUCUUUGCAAGGGGGGCACAAUUUUGGAAGGACUUGAAAGCCAUUGAGCACUGCUGUAAGAUUUAAAAAUUCAAAAUAAAGAAAGAAGAAGGAGGAGGGGGAAAAGAGCAGUGGGUAAGAGCGACGUGAGGACUUUUAAUGAUGUCAUCCCGGAUGGACCACAAGGGGGGAAAAUGGCUUUUAAGCAGCACGUGAUGAGCUGGCUGCCUUCUCACCAAAACGCUCACGUUUCCCGUUGCAGGAGAUUCGAGAUGACACAUUUCUCUUCUCUUCAUUCCCGCUUUCAAUGCACAUAAUUGAAAAGAAUUGAUAUCCCCCCCCGACCCCCACUGUAUAAAUGGCAUGUAAAUACCAAUUCUCAAGCCAAGUGCAUUAUUAUUUUAUUUUUUUCUUCCUCUUAGGAAAUGACAUGGUGACUGCAUUUUCAGGUAUCAGUUUUUAACUCUGUAAUUUCUGUACAUUUUUUUAAAUUUAAAGUUUGUAUUUUAUUUCACUCCCUCGGAUACUGCGCAUAAAAAAGUUGGGGGUGUUGGGCAUAGAAGUGGACGUCCUUGGAAAUUCCACCGCAAAAGGCCGAUAUCCCCAACCUUUUGUGCGUCGUGUAUGUUUUUGUCAUACUGUAGCUGUGCUUAUGAUUGUGAUUCAUUGAAAUAUUUGAUUAUUAAAGAUGAAGAGUCUGCACGUUGGCAGACUUUAAAGACGGAAA
Molecule: messenger RNA, 4232 nt
Organism: Phyllopteryx taeniolatus (common seadragon)
Lineage: Eukaryota; Metazoa; Chordata; Actinopteri; Syngnathiformes; Syngnathidae
Gene: taf3
Product: TAF3 RNA polymerase II, TATA box binding protein (TBP)-associated facto
Exons: 7
Coding region: 737-3499 (920 amino acids)
Cellular component (GO): transcription factor TFIID complex
Molecular function (GO): protein heterodimerization activity
Source: RefSeq, a predicted model, not a curated record